This is a messenger RNA of Cuscuta europaea, 840 nucleotides long. NCBI's taxonomy places the organism in Eukaryota, Viridiplantae, Streptophyta, Magnoliopsida, Solanales, Convolvulaceae. The record is from the annotation of a GenBank genome assembly.
CAGAGCCGCCCUCGGGGCUGAUGAUGACAUGGCCCUCGAAGACAAGAUCCUCCGGUCUUCCCUCACUGCUUGCAUUGCCCUCGGCGAGCAGGCCCGGAGGCUGGAGGAGUGGCGCCUGCACAAGGCUGAGCAGGACGCGAACAUGAAGGAACUUGUUCACCAGAACUCUGAUGCCAUCAGGCAAAUGGCUGCGCUGGAGGAGAGCCUUCGGCAGAGGCCGCUGCGGGCAGAGGCCGCUGACCGUGGCAAGGCCGAGGCUGAGAGGUCCGCAGUAGAAGCCCUUGAGAAGGCCGCCAAGGCGGAGGCCAUUGCCAAGGCAUGGGAGGAGGCCAUCUCCGGAUUCCUGGCGGAGGGGUGGAAAGCCGAGGGGCACAAGCAGUGGCUAUUCUCGGUUGUGGAGUCCUCUGUUGAUGAGUGGUGCGACGGGCCCGGCGUAGAGUGGGUUUCCCAGAAGGGCCAGAAAUAUUAUGAUGGGGGUGAGUUUUUUACUCAGGCCCUCAUCUACCGGAGGAUGGCCCGUCAUUUGAAAAUCGACCCGAAGGACUUCGACCCGACAGCAUAUGGCCUCCCUCCCCUACAGCCAGAUGUUCGUGUUCCCCUCCCUCCGGAUGUCCAAAGGCCAGACCUAGAAGACACAGAGCUGAUGAAGGAGGUCGAGGGCGACAAUGAGGAGGCUGGAGUAGAGGUCACCUCGAAGCCUGCUGAGGAAGCAAAGGCUGAGUGAGAUUGUACUUAGUAAUUUUUUGAACAGCUUUGUAAUGAACAUCUGUAUGCUUUCGGCAUCAACCCUCCUGUAAUAGACACCUUAACUUUUCUUUCCCUUUAAUGGAUGAAUGUCUG